This is a messenger RNA of Corythoichthys intestinalis (scribbled pipefish), 9068 nucleotides long. RefSeq names its product ankyrin repeat domain-containing protein 26 (gene aard). Bases 268 to 7836 code for a protein of 2522 amino acids. The record is from RefSeq and is a predicted model, not a curated record. The transcript has 42 exons. NCBI's taxonomy places the organism in Eukaryota, Metazoa, Chordata, Actinopteri, Syngnathiformes, Syngnathidae. Gene Ontology annotation, molecular function: protein binding.
CAGCGCUUAGGCGCCGCUUGUGGCGGUUUCCUUGGCUCUAUUGAAGCGUUCCAUUCAAAUAUAAACAAUUAUUACACUCUGUGAGCGGCAAAGUGGCUGGAAAGGCGUUGACGUGGCCGUAUUUGGAUAGUCACGUCAAAGUAUGUCUUAUUCCAGGGACAUAUUUCGAGGUUAAUCCGCUUUGGACGUCUUAUUUCUCCGGGAUGACAGGCUCCAGUGGUGAUCCUCUCACGCCGAUCUAAAGCCAGUGGCGCUGUAGCCUUCAACAUGAAGAAAUUAUUCAGCUUCUCCAAGAAGAAACAGUCGCCGUCCCGUACGCCAGACAGAGGGAACGCGCUAUCUAUCGGCUACGAUGUAAAAGAAAAGGAUCUGGGCAAAUUUCACAAGGCUGCUUGGCGGGGAGAUGUGGCCAAGCUGGAGCAUCUCGCCAAAACCAGCGACGUCAAUCAGGUCGACAAGCACAACAGAACUGCUCUUCACCUUGCUUGUGCCUGUGGAAAUGUUGAGGUGGUCAGAUUUCUCGUGGAGAAAAAUGUUAAACUCAAUUUAAGGGACAAUCAAAAUAGGUCUGCUUUAAUAAAGGCAGUACAAGGUCAGCAUGAUCUCUGCACUAGCAUUCUGUUGGAAAACCACGCUGAUCCCAACCUGGUUGAAACGGAGGGGAACACAGCUUUACAUUUGGCCUCAAGCAUCCCAUCAAUUUCAACUGCUGAAACUCUUCUGGAACAUGAUGCUGAUGUCAAUGCCCAGAAUAAGGAAGGCAUUUCACCAUUGGCUGUGGCAGUCCAAGAGGGCCACUUAGAAAUGGCAGAGUACCUGUUAAAAAAAGGUGCUGACGUCAAUAUGUUGGACAGAGAUCAUAGGUCACCAUUGAUGAUCGCUGCCUGCAGUGGACAAAUCAGCAUGGUACGAAUUCUCUUGCAGUUUCACGCAGAUAUUACGCUAAAGGAUAACAAAGGACAAUCAGCUGAGGACUAUGCAGUGAUUGAAGGCCACCAUCCAUGUGCCCUUCUCAUUACUGAGCACGGCACCCAAAUGGAACAAGCAACCCUGUCUCAUCCAGGGCCGAGUAAGAAGAAAUCCAAAUCAGAGACUGGCAACGCACCCCGACCCCUUUUAUCUGGCUUUUCCGUGGGAGGACCAGCCACGGACAAAGAUGUUUUUGAAGAUAAUUCUCAAGCUGAAUCCUUAAGCAGGUUGUCCAAAAAAGGUGGCACUGAUGAAUGGGGUUCAUCUGAGGAUGACUGUGAGUCACUUGAAAUCGAAAAGACCCCGCCAAAGAUGAACCUUAGAAAAAUGCUUGAAUCUAAAAGAGGAAAAGCCAAGCAUCAGUCAGAACCUGCGGCAGGCAAACGUGGUCCGGUAGAGCAGCUGUCAGGAAGUCAGUCAAGUUCAGAAUCUCAAGCGCAGAGCUCAGAAGGUGAGGGAUCUGAGGAGGAAGAAGAUGAAGAAGCAGAGAACGAAGAUGAUGUGACAGAAGAGGAGGAAGAAAUUGAGGAAAGCGAAGAGGAGAGUGAGAAUGACUCUUAUCUGGUGUCUGUUCAGUCGAACACUUCCUCUUCAGAAGACGCACAAAAGUCUGUAGAAGUCGAUUUUCAUGAUGGAACAGCUCAAAACAAACAGAGUUCUGAUCACGAUCUCAGUCGCAACAAUGCAGUUGAGCCUCUUGAGAAUUAUCCACAAGCAUCUGGAGGAUCGCAUUCCCAGAUGUUGCGGUCAUUGGACAUGGACCAAGAUCUGGUUGUGUCAGCCGUCAGAGUGGAAUCCAAAUAUUCCGACGAGGAUGAUGAAUUCAUGUCUGAAUCAGGCCAGAAGACAAACUUGGUUAAGGCAGACUUAGUUAAGGUUGACCCCCAAAUAAGUCAAGUAAAUGUGCUUGCUGAAGGUGAAAAUAUGGAUGGUGAAACUGACACUGAAGACGAUGGAUUCAAAAAUGAAAUGCGGAGAUCAUCAUGGGGCUCUUCCUUAGAAGAAACAACUAAUAAGCGCUUGGCCGAAGAGGGUGAUGUCACCAGCAAGACUCUUGAUCCACAAGGUAGCAAAGCUACAUUACAAGGUCACACGGGUUCACUGCCAAAACCAACCAAAGAUAAGCAAGCAACCAAAGAAAUACCUCAAACACACUCUGCCCGAUCCAAGAACAGAACAUCUGCAGCUGACUCUGACUGGGAUUCUCCAUCUGAAAAAAAUACAAGAGUAACAACAAGAGAACAGUCAUUUAAAGGCAGCAGCCCUGAAUCGCAAAAUAAAAACACUUCCAGAAAACAAAGCCAACACUCCAAAAGCUUGAACAGUCUUCCUACUGAAGAAAAUGAGUUUGAAGCAUCUGAAAAGAAGGAUUCUGUGGAUCUCAAGAAAAAUCCUUCUAGCCCAAGUAGUUUUAUCCGUUCCAAAAUUCAAACUCCAUCAAUCAAAUUGGUAGAAGAGAAUUGCUCAAAACUUGCAAAGGCAUGCAUUAAAUUCAUCAAACAUGGUGGUCGUACAUCUCAACUAGACAAGGCUACCAAUCUUCAUUCGGAAAAGUCGUCGCAUAAACUAAGCAAGGAAAGGGUCCCGUCCAGUGAAAUCGAUGUCGCUGGUGUUCUGUCUGACGGAAGCGUCUUUUCUGAACCGUUGCCUCACACUGACAUUGAUGACGUUGAUUUAGACUCACCUGAUGAGAAAGAGGAUGAUGAGAUUGAUGAAAGUGAUGAGAGCUCAGAUGGUGACACUGACGAUGAAGACUAUGAUGACCAAGAGGAGGAAGAUGAGGAGGAAAUCUCAGAUGAUCAACUUGAAGAUAGCAGAGACCUCCUCGAUGGUGCAACGGAUGUUCCUGAAAAAGCAGAUGUUUCUAAAGAUACCAAAACUGCUGUUUAUCAGGAGUUGGGUCUCGAGAAUAAAGAACAAAAAUCUGGUGAUUCUGAGCAUGAAGAUCACAAUUGUCCACAUGAAGAUGAGCCAAUUAAUCAAGAACAGAACACUACUGGAGAAGAGAUUAAAGAAGACUUGUUAUCUAUUCCCUCGUUUUUAAGAGGGGCAGGAAGAGGGUGGAUGCCCGAGCCUUGGUGGAGUAGAGGCAGGCUCAAAGGUGGCGUGGGCCUUGGUACGGCGAGUCCUCUUGCUGAAAUUAAAGGCAACGUACAGAAAGAGGACACGACACAAAAAGAGAAUGAGAACACCAAAUGGGGACUGCUGUUAAGCGAAUGUGAAGGGAAAAGCAAGGAAAAAACGGAUUUGAUGGAAGAACUCGGCUUGGGAGAUUUUGACUAUGCUGAAGAUGCAUCAGAUUGGGAUACAUCUAGCGAUGCCAGUAAGAAAAGCCUGCCCGAAGGCACCAAGACGCCUCCUGCACCUGAGGAGUUACCUCGAUCCUCCAGUAUGGAGAAAGAUGUCAACAUAUCUCCAAAAGCACCUGUCGCUCCUCCGAGGAGAUUCGGCGGGGAUGAGAAAAAGGUUCCUCAUCCCCAGCCUCGUUCCAAGAAGACCAUGCCUCAGGAAAGUGACAAAUCUGAUUGGGACCAAGAAACAGCUUCAAUAUGUAGUGAAGCCAAAAGUGAUGAUCAGCAGCUUCAGGAAGAGAUCGGAGAAGGCACCCCUGAAGUCUCACCAAUGGCGGCAGACAUAGAAAAUCAUUUACAAACUGACAAGGAGAAAGAUGAGACACUUGAGUCAUGUGACUUCGAGCCAAGUCAUCCACGCACGUCCCUCCCUGGCAAUAUCAUCAGAGAUCAACAAAGUCCCGAGGAAAGGCUUGACGAUGAUGUUCAACCAGACAUCAAUUAUGAGAACCUCUGGGAAGAAGUGGAGCCAAAGGAAGCAAAAGGACAAAUCCCAUCAGAAAGUGGAAAGCAAAUGGACUCAUCUUCUGGUGAAGAACAGUCAAGUGAUGAAGAGGAAGCCGAAGCAAAGAAGGGGAAGAGUGUAGACUUUGCUAGCCACCGCAAACUUAAAAUCGAUGAACAUGAGAAGAACCUUGAAGAACAUACUCAACCUUGCUGGUCAAGCAGAUAUUCUGCUUCUUUACCGGUUGUGACCCAUGACGACUGUCACGUGGAUGGUGAAAAGUUGAACCAGGAAGUCCAGAAAGAGAUUGUUAACGAGACUCCCGAGGCUGAUGUUUCGGUGAAAAAUCUCAGGGCUUUCAGUGACACAGAUGGAAGCGCAACAGAGGGGGUUGCCGUUGAGAAACUUGAGACUGGGUCAACGUGCCAAGAUGAAACAUCAAAUCAAGCAGAAGCCUCCCAACAGGCACAGAAAACAGAGAAGCCGCUAACAUCUGAGAGUCAUAUGACACAGACAGGUGUAAGCAAACCCAGAGAACAGGCUGAAGAGAAGACCGUACAGCUGGCAGGGAAUAGCAAGGCCCGUGCAUCUAGAACCCCUCACAUUGACAACACGGAGCUGUCAUUGUUUGACGACAGCACUUUAAGCGAUGUAUCAGACGAUGAAGGAAGGUGUCAAACUGGAGAACUGCGGAAAAAACAGCAAUCAGACGAAAUGGAGAUGUCUGAAGAUCUCGGCGAUCUCAAUUCGUCAUCCGACGUGACGACGGAUGAUUCGGACUUUCACGCUUCAGGUCAUCGAUGUAGCUCCCUCUUCAUUCAGAACCUGGACUCAAUCACGACAGACUCCAGAAGCAUGGUUAAGCUGCAGAACAUUUUCCACAAGUACGAGCGCUCCAUUCAGAAGGCCAAAAGCCGUCACAGCUACUAUGCAGACAAAGUGAGCAUCCUGGAAACAGAAAAGACGCAGCUUAAGUGCUCACUGGAUGAGGUGAAAAAUGUUAAAUCUGCCUUGGAGCGCAACCAGUUGGACUUGCAAACGGAAGUUACCAACCUCAAAUUUCAGCUAAAACAGGAGCAAGAAAAUGGCCGGAAUGCCACCAUGAUGUACAACACCACCGGAGAUAAGCUCAAGAGAACAGAGGAACAGCGGCUGCUUGAGGUUCAAGAAAAACAGAAAGUGGAACUUUCCCUUAGAAACUUGGAACUGGAGAUGCGAAUUUUAGUCAGCAACAAGAAGCAGCUCGAGGAGGACAACAGUCAGACUCAAAUGCUGUUGGCUCAGGAGCGCAGCGCACGCACGGUGUUAGAAAAUCUGCUCAACAGUCAUGUGCGCAAGCAGCAGGAGAUUGAAGAGGAGAAUAAAAGAAACAUAGGCAAAAGUAACGAGGCCUUGUCUCAGCUGACGGAAGCCGGCGACCGGGAACGCGAGCUGCUCCAGCAGAUUUCCAUAUUUCACGAGCAGCUGAGCACCCUCAGGACAGACCUUGAAAGUUCCCAAGCCAACAGCAGCAUCAAGCAGAGAGACCUCCAGGAGGAAAAUAAGUCCCUCAAGGAACAACUGGAAGAAGCCCGGCGAGCGCUCAAAGUCAACAGUGACACCUUAAACCAAUCUGUCUUAGACUUCAACAACCAGACGGCAACUAUGAAGUCGGAGUUGACCGUCGCCGCGACUCGCCUGGAGAAUGAGCGCGGGGUCCGUGAGACCAUGGCGGCAGAGUUGGAGUCGGUUCGCGCUCGUCUAACGGUGGCUCUUCAGGAGGCCGAGCGCUCCAUGGCGGCUCGGUCGGAUGCAGAGAAAGCGUUGCUACAGGAGAAGGAGGAACACCGUCGCCUUCAAGAUAGACUCUCAAAUGAUGCAUCCAGUCAGCAUGAAGCAGUCAGCAGCCUCUCCCAGAAGCUAUCCAAGGCAGAAGCACACGCAAACAGCAUUGAGAACGACGCUCAUUGCGUCAAGCUGCAGCUAACUGAGAAGAACCUCCUGCUAAAUACCUUGCAGCGCGAGAACGACCAGAUAAACGCACGCGUUAAAGAGCUGGAAGCUGCUCUGUUGGCUGAAAAGGAGCAGGUCACUCGAGCCGCAGCGCGCCAAGAGGCCACGCUGGAGCGCUUGGCCCAAAUGCAGAGUGAAAGCAUGUUGGUACGGCAACAGCUGGAGGAGGCCCAAAACAAAGGUGUUGCAAAGGAGAACGCCGUGACAGACGCCCAAAAGUCUUUCAGUAACAUUUUGUCCGAACUUCGCAAAGACUGUGAGGACAGAGUGCAACUUGCGCAGGACCGUUAUCAGGAUCUGGACGCAAAAGCUGCUGAACUUCGAGAAAAUAUUCACCAAUUACAGGAGGAAAAAAGUGAAAGAGAGGCAAAUCAGAGACAGCUGCAGCAAGAGUUAGCAGACUCAUUAAAGAAGCUGUCGAUGUGCGAAGCUUCUUUGGAGGUCAACACCCGUUAUCGGAAUGAUUUGGAAGAUGAGAAAACCCGGCUCCACAAAGACAUGGAUAGCCUUAAGUCAAAGAUGGACGAAAGGGAAUCUCAAUGCCUUGAAGUUGAGAAGCACGUGAACAAACUCAGGUGUCAUCUGGACGAAAGGGAGAAAGAACUCUGUGCUGCCGCUCAGAAACAGCAGGAGGCGCUCUCUGCUGCGGCUGCCUCCGAAGCUGUUGUUAAGCAACUGGAGGAGACUAUACAAAGGUUGGAGAUUGAGAAUGUCAAGCUAGAAGCUGCUGCGAAGCAACAGGCCAACAAACUUGAAGCACUUCAAAAGGACACUCAGGAAGAAAAAAAGGUCAGAGCUCAUUUGGAAGAUUUGGUGACCAACCUACAAAGUAGUAAAAUGACAUUAGAAGAAGAACUCAGUAAAGAGGUGCAAAAGCAAAGCAUGUUGUCUAACAGUGCCCACGACUCUCAGGCCUUGUGGGAGGAAGAGCUGAAGAGCCGCUCCAAGUUAGGACUCCGUCUUGCGGAGCUCGAAAAGGAAAAAGGGGAACUUGACAGUCAAGUGGAAAUAGAGAGGAGGAAAGCUAAGAAAGUAUCAGAACAGAAGAAGGCUGUUGAUUCUCGUCUGGAACAGGAGAUGGAGAGAAACACAGAACUUCAAAAGGAAAUAUAUAGGCUACGGACUCUACUGAAAACUGCCAAGAGGAGAAUGCGAGAGAUGGGCAAUGGUGGAGGAGGUGACUUUGCCUCUCCAAUGAGCAGUCUAAAGGUAGACCUGGGCAGAAACAGCCGAGCUGAUGGAGCUUUUAAUGGAAGAGCUGAAAAAGUGCGAGACCUACAGGGGGAGCUGGAGAGGAGCGCAUUCCAAGGUAGUCUGUCAGAGAGGAGGCUGUUAGAAGAGGAAGUGCAAAGCCUUAAACGCCGAGUGGAGGCCUCCGAGGCGGAGCAGAGGCAAAUGGAGCAGUACCGCCGAGAGGUGGAGGAGAAGGCCAGACAGGAACUACAUCACAAACUACAGGAAGUCAACAUCUUCCUGCAGUCCCAGGCUGCAACCCAGGAGGCACAGGACCAGAUUAAAGCAGCCAAUGAGGCCAGCCUACGCUUAAAGAUCCAAGAACUGGAGAGUGAACUGAACCGAGCCCGAACCGUUCAACACGACACCCUCAGCCAAAAAGAAUUAACUCGUACCGAGCUGGAGCACUUCAAAGAGCUAUACAGAGAGGAGCAGCGGCUCCGCAAGUCUUUGUCUUCUGAUCUAAAAAGGACUAACCACCAGCUCACAGAAGCAAGUUCGAGGUUUGUCAACGAACGCAGCAAGUCUCUUAUCGCCUCCCCUGGAACACUACCACCACCUUCAGUUGUCACGGGCUCUCUUGGGGCCCCCUACAGAAGCCUUGGCUCAGGGCUCCUCGGCACUGUGACUGAAGGACAAAGCAGCAGUAUGGAGGACUACUUGGCCAGGAUGCAGCGUCAAUUGGACAGAAGCAUAUCAAGGGAACUAAACAAAGCCUCAGCGGAACUCGACAUCUCUUUGGCCCGCAUGUCUCCAGUGGGCUCUGCCUCGAGGGUGGAGCUGGACCCUGUUAGCAGAGCAAAGCAGCAAUAUUUGGAGGUCCUAAAGAAGAACCACGAGGUCUAAAUUUAGAUUGGCAUCCAAAAUCUGUUUUUUUAGCCCAUCCAGAUUGAAACUGGAUGAUUUUUGCAAGAUUGAAACCACAUACGGUAGGUAGUUUCAUAUCAGAUAUGGACAGUAUGCUUCUCAGUCUGAACAGCUCAGACGGGUUUUGGCUGAAUGAGUGUCAAUAAUUGCGGACCAGUCUGAACAGGCCAGAUCUGAUUUGGACACUUGCAAAAAUAGUAUGAACGGUCAGCCCUAAAAUCAGAUUUGAAGAGCAAUCCAAUUAAAAUCAGAUAUGCCUGCAGUCUGAACGCAGCCUUAGAAACACAAACAAUUUGAGGUAGAAAUGAUGGGCAGUUUCCGUAUUUGAAUUUCUAAUCUACAUAAGACUGAGAUGUCACUGGGGACCUCACGAGGGAUUUUUAAAUAGAAUAUAACACACAACAUAAGGCACAUGCCACUAUAGUGUUUGUUUGUACAUAGCAAUUUCAAAUACUGACUGCAACAAUCAAAAACAAAUGUAGACCAAAUGCACAUUGCACUUAAGCACUCAGGAAGUGAGCACGCUGAUCAGCCACAGUUUUAAAUACACAAAACUGUGUCAAGUAAUUGACCUAAUGUUUAAUCUCUCUAAAUAGCCAAAAUGUUAUAAAAUACAGCAUAGAUCUAAUUUUGUGGCUGAUCAGUGAAUGUAUUUUUUGAAUAGAAUACAGUAUGUUGCACCUUUCCUAGAGAAAUAGUCCAUCAAAUUUCAGUUUUAAUCAGCAAAAUGCUGUUUAUUGUUUGAAUCUGUUGAUGUUUACUGUCUGUUGUUGGUACGGACCAUUAAAUGGUGACGUUUUUGUCUUGGUUUUAGAUAUUUUUAAUUGAAAAAAUUGCAUCAUCUGACUAAUCAACAUAUUUCUCAGUGAAAUGUACUACAGAGGUACUUGAGGUAAGGAUGUAUUUGCAUCAGUAAUUUCAGAUGUCUUUUUUUUGCCAUCUCUGCAACUCAUUACAAUGUCCAUAGAAUGCACAGAAUGUUUGUGACUCUGGUCUAUCAACAGGACCUGUGAAUAAAACUCUAAUGCAUUGACCAUACUGUAUAUUUAAUUGCAAUCACAUAUAAAGAAAAUGACUUAACAUGUAUUUAUCUGUAUAAAAUGUCAGUGAGAAAAAGAAAAAUACAUUGUAUCCUCAAAAAAAUAAAAUUAGAUUUUCCCAUAUAAAAUCUCUAAAUAUAGUAAAAUGUCUUUAAAGCACACAGAAGGAAA